AUGGGUAAUGAUCAAUCUGUUGGUAUUGUUUGUCAAUUUGACCGUUCUUACCCAUUAUAUUUCACUGAUGAAGUUCUAUCAGGUGUAAUACAUUUACCGAAAAAGUUCAAUCGAAUCUAUAUUGAACUGGUUGGUGAAAUUGGUUUUGUAACCAAUGAAACAGUUACGAAUAAUACUGGUGAAACAAAAACCGUUAAUACUAAUAAAUUUGAGCAAUUUUUUCGUCAAACAGUUCCCUACGCUGAAUGUCAGCAGACUCACAAUGGUCAAGUUGAUAUACCAUUUAAAGCCGUAUUGCCAGCACAUUUACCACCAUCAUUAAAUUAUCCAAAAGUUUAUCCUAACGUUCAAUAUCAUCUACAAGUCGUUUAUGAUGAAUCAGCAUCAACAACAAAUAAAUUCCAAUCAUUUUAUUUCAUCGUAUUACCACAAGUAAAUUUGUUAUCCAAGCCAAAUUUAUUGGUUCCAUCUGAAUUUAGUAAUAACAACAGAAAAAAUGUAUCGUUAAAAUGUAAAAUGAAUAAAUUAGGUUAUUUACCGGGUGACAUCAUUGAAGCCACAUUAGAUAUUCAUAAUCCAGAAAUGAUUAAAAUACAUAAGGUUACAAUAAAAUUAACUGAAAUCAAUGAAAUUAAUUCGGCUGAGCGAAAACAUGAAGUGCUGACAUACAUUGUACCAGAAAUAAAUGAAACAAAAGAUGAAAACAUGUCUGCUCAAUUGUCAAUGCAAAUACCUCAAGAUGGUUAUGAUCAUCGAUCAUCAACAACAGAUAAUUCAUUGGCUGUGAAGUAUUUGGCACCAAGUUAUCAUUUUGAAGGUGGUAUUAAUCAACUAAUUCGCAUAACAAAUAAAUUUACAUUGAAAAUUGAUGUUGGAUGUUCGGGACUUUUUACAGAUUUUGAACUUUCGAUACCGGUAACAAUUGGAACGGAAUCCGAUAAUAACUAA
Molecule: messenger RNA, 948 nt
Organism: Didymodactylos carnosus
Lineage: Eukaryota; Metazoa; Rotifera; Eurotatoria; Philodinida; Philodinidae
Source: the annotation of a GenBank genome assembly